Molecule: messenger RNA, 1383 nt
Organism: Saccharomyces mikatae IFO 1815
Lineage: Eukaryota; Fungi; Ascomycota; Saccharomycetes; Saccharomycetales; Saccharomycetaceae
Gene: DAL1
Product: allantoinase
Exons: 1
Coding region: 1-1383 (460 amino acids)
Biological process (GO): allantoin catabolic process; purine nucleobase catabolic process
Cellular component (GO): cytoplasm
Molecular function (GO): zinc ion binding; allantoinase activity; cobalt ion binding
Source: RefSeq, a predicted model, not a curated record
AUGCCCAUCAAUGCCAUCACUUCCAACAAUGUCAUUAUCAAUGGUGCAAACAAGGCUGCAACUAUUGUGUAUUCGACAGAAUCAGGAACGAUUCUGGAUGUUUUAGAAGGAUCUGUGAUUCUGGAGAAAAGUGAGAUAACCAAAUACGAAAUAGAUACGCUAGAGAACGUAUCCCCAUGUACAAUUCUUCCGGGACUUGUGGAUUCUCAUGUUCACUUGAACGAGCCUGGGAGAACCAGUUGGGAAGGAUUUGAAACGGGAACUCAAGCUGCCAUUAGCGGUGGGGUCACAACGGUGGUUGAUAUGCCGCUAAAUGCUAUUCCUCCGACGAUAAACGUUGAGAAUUUGCGGAUUAAAUUGAAAGCUGCUGAGGGCCAAAUGUGGUGCGAUGUCGGGUUUUGGGGUGGACUUGUGCCACACAACUUGCCAGACCUAGUUCCGCUCGUUAAAGCAGGUGUUCGUGGGUUCAAAGGAUUCUUGCUCGAUUCGGGUGUGGAGGAGUUCCCCCCCGUUGGCAAGGAGUAUAUCGAAGAAGCAUUAGAGAUCUUAGCUGAGAAGGACACUAUGAUGAUGUUUCAUGCUGAGUUUUCCAAGGUAGACGAAGGCGAACAGCAGCUCGAGGAAAGUCAUCGUAAGUAUUCUUCGUUUUUAUCUUCAAGACCGGAUUCUUUUGAGAUAGACGCCAUCAAUUUGAUUCUCGAAUGUUUGAGAGCCAGAGAUGGCCCAGUACCUCCUGUACACAUAGUUCAUCUAGCGUCAAUGAAAGCGGUUCCCUUGAUCAGAAGGGCACGUGCUUCAGGAUUACCUGUCACAACAGAAACGUGCUUCCACUAUUUGUGUAUUGCUGCAGAGCAAAUCCCAGACGGAGCCACUUACUUUAAAUGCUGUCCACCCAUCCGUUCUGAAUCUAACCGCCAGGGCCUCUGGGAUGCAUUGCAUGAGGGAGUCAUAAGCUCAGUAGUCAGUGACCAUUCGCCUUGCACGCUGGAGUUGAAGAAGCUGCAAAAGGGUGAUUUUCUUGAUGCUUGGGGAGGAAUCGCUUCUGUUGGACUGGGUUUGCCGUUGAUGUUUACUCAGGGUUGCUCUCUAGUUGACAUCGUCACAUGGUGCUGCGAAAAUACUGCCAAACAGGUGGGACUAUCUCACCAGAAGGGCAGUAUAAUCCCCGGGUACGAUGCUGACUUGGUAGUGUUUGAUACUGAUAGUGAGCACAAGAUUACUAAUUCAACCGUCCUCUUCAAAAACAAGUUAACCGCUUAUGACGGAAUGACGGUCAAGGGUACAGUCUUGAAAACUAUACUAAGAGGCCAGGUGGGAUAUACGAAUACCAACGGAGUGUCGAAGAAACCAUUAGGCCAAACUUUGCUGGACUCCAGACGUUAA